CAAUUUUAUUCAGAUCAAGCUUUAGAAACAGAUCAAUCAACACCAUGAAAAGAGUUUCACAAACUCAUUUCUCUGUUCUUCUUCUUAUUCUUCUUAUUUUUGUUUGGCUUCCAUUGAAGAUUGCUUCUUCACCAAGAACACAAGCAGCGGCUCUCAUAACAUGGAGGAACAGCUUGGUGUUGGAACCAUCUUCUCUGGAUUCAUGGGACAGCAACAACAUCAACAAUCUUUGCAACUGGACUAAUGUUGUCUGUGACGGUUCCAUAGGAGAAGUCUCUCAAAUAGACCUCUCCAACAUGGACCUCAAUGGAACAUUGGACAAGUUCAACUUCUCUCCAUUCCUUAACAUCACCGUCUUCAACCUCAACAACAACAAACUCACUGGCUCGAUACCAACAACCAUUGGUAAUCUCACCAAGCUCACUUUGUUGGACUUGAGUGAAAAUUAUUUUGAAGGAGAAAUUCCAAUGCAGAUAAGUCAAUUCUCAGAGCUUCAAUAUCUUAGUUUGGACAACAAUUAUCUUGAGGGUCCAAUUCCUUUCCAGCUUAGCAAUUUAAAAAAGGUAUGGUACUUAUCACUUGGAGCAAACUAUUUGGAAAAUUCAGAUUGGUCUAAAUUUUCAAGCAUGCCUUCCUUAACCUACCUUGAUCUUUAUAAGAACCACUUUAGUUCAACAUUCCCAGGUUUCGUAUCAAAGUGUAGGAACUUGACCUUCCUUGACUUGUCUGAAAACAGUUGGACUGGGUCAAUUCCACGAUCUGUAUUUUCCAAUCUUGUUAAACUCGAAUCUUUCAAUCUCACAGAUAACAAAUUUGUGGGACAUUUGUCAUCUAAUAUUUGGAAACUUUCUAAGCUCAAACACCUUCAUUUACACACAAAUUUCCUCAAAGGUAAAAUUCCUAGUGGAAUUGGUCUCCUGCAUGAUCUUGAGGUUCUUGAACUACAUGAAAAUUCCUUUAGUGGGAGUAUUCCUUCUUUUAUUGGCCAACUCAAAAAUCUAUUACAUCUUAAAGCUUUGGAUCUUUCUUAUAAUAAUCUCACGGGUCCAAUUCCAACUUCUCUAUGCAACCUCAAAAGCCUCAUCUUCUUUUAUGUAAAUAACAACAAUUUCACUGGUUCAAUUCCUUUAGAGAUUGGAAACUUGAAGAAACUUCAAAUACUAGAUCUUUCUAAGAACCAUCUCACGGGUCCAAUUCCAAUCUCAUUAUGCAACCUCAAAAACCUAAUCACUUUUUAUGCAGAUACCAACCAACUAUCAGGAGUAUUGCCAGUUAAUAUUUCAAGGUUGAGUAACUUGGAGGAGUUAGCUAUUUUUACUAAUAAUUUCACUGGUUCAAUUCCUUCAGAGAUUGGAAACUUGAAGAAACUUAAAAGUUUGGAUUUUUCUGCAAACCAUCUCACGGGUCCAAUUCCAACCUCAGUAUGGAACCUCAAAAGCCUUACCUCUUUUUAUGUAAAUACCAACCAAUUAUCAGGAACGUUGCCAGUUAAUAUUUCAAGGUUGAGUAACUUGGAGCACUUAUUUGCCUUUACCAAUAAUUUCAUAGGUUCAAUUCCUUCAGAGAUUGGAAACCUGAAGAAACUUAAAAGAAUAGAUAUUUCUGAGAACCAACUCACAGGUUCCAUUCCAACCUCUUUAUGGAACCUCAAAAACCUCAUUGUAGUACAUUGUUUUGACAACAAUCUGGUUGGAACCAUCCCGCCAGAGAUUGGAAAUCUAGAAUUCCUCACAAGUUUUGAUGUUGACACCAAUCAACUAUCAGGAGAGUUACCAGUUAAUAUUUCCAAACUUAUUAACUUGAAGGUGUUCAAUGUUCUUGGCAAUAAUUUCACUGGGGAAAUAGAUAGAGACUUUGGGAAAAACAAUCCUCAUUUGAACUUCGUCGGGUUUGCUGACAACAAUUUCGUUGGAAAACUACCACAAAAUUUGUGUAGCGGGUUCAAUCUAGAGUAUUUGGGUGUAUAUAACAACAACUUUACAGGACCAUUGCCCAAGUGCCUGAAAAACUGCACCAAAUUAAAUAGAGUAAGGCUUGAUGGGAAUCGAUUCACAGGCAACAUCACCAAUGCUUUUGGUGUUCACCCACAUCUUGAUUCCAUUUUCUUAAACAACAACCAAUUCAUCGGCCACAUCUUAAGUACGUGGGGACAAUGCCAAAAUCUCACCACAUUACAGAUGGGUCAUAAUAAAAUCUCUGGUAAGAUUCCACCUGAACUUGGGAAUUUGAUGAAGUUGCAACUCAGUUGGAAAAUCUUAAACUUUUGUACCAGCUUAAUCUCAGCAAUAAUCAUUUAACGGAGGAAAUCCCUAUGAAUCUAUCAAACUUGAGUGGGUUACAGUAUCUUGAUUUGUCGACAAACAAUUUAGCAGGUAAGAUACCAUAUUGGCUUGGUAACUUUGAAAGUUUACGUAGCUUAAACCUCAGUCACAAUAUUCUAUCAAGUGAAAUACCAUCAGAGCUUGGUAAUUUGGCCUCAUUGCAUGAAGUAUUGGAUCUUAGUAGCAAUUUACUUGUUGGAGUGAUACCCUCGAGCCUAUCCAAGCUUACAAUGCUAGAAAUUUUCAACAUCUCCCAUAACCACCUCUCAGGUAUUAUUCCACAAUCAUUUUCCAACCUAAUAAGCAUAAGUUACAUCGAUUUUUCUUACAACAACUUGACGGGUGAGAUCCCCAUUUUCCAAAAUGCUUCAAAAAGUAUUUAUGAUGGAAAUCUUGGAUUGUGUGGAAAAGCUUCAGGACUUAAACCCUGCAAAAUGAAAAGAAAUAAAACUAGGACUAAUCUUAUUUUAGUCAUUUGUCUUGUUUGUGCUGGUAUAAUAGUGUUUGUUACUGCCAUUGUAAUCACUCUCAUAUUGUGUUACAAAUUCAAAGUUUUGGAUAAGAAAAGGAAAAGUUCUAACCUAAAUGACACUCGUCAAUCAUUGAUAUGGGAGAAAGAAGCAAAAUUCACAUUUGGAGAAAUUGUAGAUGCCACUGAAAACUUUGAUGACAAGUAUUGCAUUGGGAAUGGAGGUUUUGGUACUGUUUACAAAGCCAUAUUGAGAUCACAUGAGUUAGUUGUUGCGGUUAAGCGGUUGCACUUGUCAGAUUCAAGUGAGAUUUUAGAAGCUAGUCGUAUUAGUUUCGAGAAUGAGAUUCGAACUCUGACAGAAGUUCGACAUCGAAACAUGGUAAAGCUUUAUGGAUUUUGUUUAAGAAAGGGUGAAAUGUACUUGGUGUAUCAGUAUGCAAACAGAGGCAGUCUAGGUAAAGUAUUAUAUGGUUCAACAAAUUUUGAUUGGGAUUCAAGGGUGAAGAUAGUUCAAGGAUUGGCUCAUGCAAUCUCAUACUGUCAGACUUUGGUAUAGCACGAUUGUUGAUCCCUGACUCGCCCAUUUGGACAAAUGUAGCUGGAUCCUACGGCUACAUGGCCCUAGGCAUGGCAAAUUGAAGCUUUUUCGCGGAUCGGGUCGGGGCCCCGACCCGACGGGGCAGUCCCGCCCCGACACAAUCGGGUCUCUAAUCGGGUCUUUGCCCCGCCCCGCCCCGCCCCGGUUAAAUUUUUUCGGGUCGGGGCUGACCCGAUUCGAUAAUUUAAAAAAAAAAAAACCAAAUUUUACUAAAACCCUAAAUCCUUAAACGUUAUUUCUUCACUGUCUCGAUAAUUCAAAGCCCCAGACCCCGACUCCCUCGUCUCCUUCCUCAAACGACAUUUCUUCACUAUCUCGAAUUUCCAGCAAACUACUUGCAACGAGUUGCAGAGACAAGGGUUCCUAGAGAACUAGAGAUAUCUCUCUUUUCCUCCCUCUAAUUCUCUUCUCCAGAGUGGAGCCAGCCGUGAUUAGUGGUUCUUCGCUCUUUUUCUGGUCUCGCUCCUCUUCACACCGACCUCUUCAACAUUGCUUCUUCAGUCUAACUCGAUCGCUUUCUCACUAAACCUUAGAAAUAUUAUCAACAACCUGAUCGCUGAUCGGACAUCGGAGCGGAGGCGUUUCACUCUCAGGUUUACAGUCUGUCAAAAUCGCAAGAGCUGCAGUUACUUUGGCCACAGGACUGUUGAAGAAGGCAGGGGCUGAGGCUACUCUAUAGUUUACUUAAUCACAAGAAGCUUGAUGACUGGAAUUUCAGGAUUCGCGAGCCUUGGACCUAAGACCAAGAACUUUGUAGUUGCCGGUGGAUUGACAUCAUUCGUCUUUGGGGUAUAUUUCUACACAAUGAGGGCUGUGGGAGGUACAGAUGAGCUGCAAGUGGCCAUAGAUAAGUUUGAGGAUCAGAAGAACAAGAAAGAGGCUGAACCAAAUUUGCCAUCAAAAGCUUAAUAACAUGUUUAAUUGUACUUCGUUUGUUGUCUAAAACGGAAAUAAGAUUUUUUUCGAUACUCUUUCUUUACAAUAAGCUUUUUUUGCUGGCGUAAUAUGUAAUAUUUCUUCAUUAAAUGUCUAACACUACAGAAAUUUUGUUCACUUACAUGCCAAGCACAUAUUAUUUUUAA
Cannabis sativa is the source of this 4473-nucleotide messenger RNA. RefSeq names its product LRR receptor-like serine/threonine-protein kinase GSO1. The record is from RefSeq and is a predicted model, not a curated record. The transcript is spliced from 5 exons. Lineage: Eukaryota; Viridiplantae; Streptophyta; Magnoliopsida; Rosales; Cannabaceae. The coding region runs from base 45 to 2297 and encodes 750 amino acids. Gene Ontology annotation, molecular function: protein binding.